AUGCCCGAUACAAAACGCAUGAGAAAGGCUGAUAUUGGUAUCAAGCAAUCUGGUACGCCGGAUAUGGGCUUACCGGCAUUAGCAAUGAUUCCAUUGUGCAUGCUGUGCGUGGCGAUCGGCAUGUUCCUCAUCGGCUGUCUUCUGUGGUACGCAGAACGAUCGGAGAAUCAACGUGCGGCUUACUUCCUUGGUUUUCAGUUGGUUGCAUGCUCGUGCCUGGCCAUAGGCUUUACUCUGCAGUUGGUAGCAUCUGAGGAGAAGGGUGCUCCGGAAUCUGACAUGGCUCUUGGUACCUAG
This is a messenger RNA of Aspergillus wentii DTO 134E9, 297 nucleotides long. RefSeq lists its product as uncharacterized. NCBI's taxonomy places the organism in Eukaryota, Fungi, Ascomycota, Eurotiomycetes, Eurotiales, Aspergillaceae. The transcript is spliced from 2 exons. The record is from RefSeq and is a predicted model, not a curated record. Bases 1 to 297 code for a protein of 98 amino acids.